CUCAGUGACACUCGUGUGUGAGCUCGUCCACGAGCUGACUGGAUUAGUAAACACUGCGUGUUCAUGGCGAGAGGCUUCAGUGUCUUAUGGAGACGAGCUAAACACAAUAACGCGCUUUUGGGGAGACCGGGGACUGUAUGGAAACAUGGCAGUGGUGUGGUCUGUCUUGAAGAUACUCGGCUGAUCUGACCAUUUCAGCGCCUACCUAGUGUGCACCUGUGCUGUGGUCCUUCUCUGGACACGUGAGCCCUAUCUGGAGCGGCUCCUUCAUGGCGGGGGAGAAGAGCCGUCGCAGUGCCAUGGACAUUAAGCGCCUGGCAGGGCUUCUGCAGCGUGGGGCUGGCCGCCUGCUUGUCAUCGACAGCCGCACCUUCUCUGAGUACAAUGCUUCACACGUGCAUGGAGCUGUCAAUGUCUGCUGCUCCAAACUUGUGAAGAGGAGACUGCAGCAGGACAAGGUUUCCAUCACGGAGCUCCUGCAGCCCAAUGGCAAAGUCAAGGUUGAUCUGAGCAGGAGACAUGAGGUGGUGGUGUACGACCAGAGCACUAAGGAUGCUGGUCAACUUUCCAAAGACGGCUUUGUCCAUAUUCUCCUGAGCAAGCUGGAUGGGACGUUCCAUAAAGUGUCCCUGCUUACAGGUGGCUUUGCAGCAUUCUCCUCCUGCUUCCCAGGUCUGUGUGAAGGAAAGCCAGUGGCCACACUACCCAUGAGCCUGUCUCAACCCUGCCUGCCUGUGGCCAAUGUGGGCCCCACACGUAUCCUGCCCCAUCUCUAUCUCGGCUCCCAGAAAGAUGUGCUUAACAAGGAUCUGAUGGCCCAGAAUGGUAUCACAUAUGUACUUAAUGCCAGCAACACAUGUCCAAAACCUGAGUUCAUCUCUGAGAGCCACUUCAUGCGCAUUCCUGUCAAUGACAACUAUUGUGAGAAGCUCUUACCCUGGCUGGACAAAACUAAUGAGUUCAUCGACAAAGCCAAGGUUUCCAACUGCAGAGUCAUUGUCCAUUGUUUAGCUGGCAUCUCCAGGUCUGCCACUAUUGCCAUUGCUUACAUCAUGAAAACAAUGGGCUUGUCAUCGGAUGAGGCAUACAGGUUUGUUAAAGAUCGCAGACCUUCAAUAUCACCAAACUUUAACUUCCUGGGCCAACUGCUUGAGUUUGAGAAGGGUCUCCGUCUGCUGAAGGCACUGUCCUCAGGUCAGGAGAAGAAUGAGCAGCCUAGCAAAGUAGAGGAACCAAAAACAGAAUCCACCUCCAAAUCCGAGAAAGCUAGACUAGAUCACGAGUCAGAGAUCUCGGAGACGGAAACCAAGCUGCCGUCACCCACAUCACUCCAGCAGGGCUUCAAUGGUCUCAAUCUGUCAGCUGAGCGCAUCAUGGACACCAACCGCCUCAAGCGCUCCUUCUCUUUGGACAUCAAGUCCGUCUACACACCCAACCAGGGUCCUCACCUCACGCCCAUUCACGUUGAGGAUGUCCCCAAGCUCUGCAAACUGGACAGCCCCAGUCCAGGGUCCUCGAAUGGCGUGUGCCAGUUGUCUCCAUGUUCAGACAGCCCCAGCUCUGCCGAUUCACCAAGCCCGGUGGCUGAGAGCAGUACAAAGGUUCGCUUGCGCAGGAAAAACAAGCACAGCGGAGCCAGCUCACCUGUGCAGUCUCUGAGCCUGAACUUUGGUCGUUCACUGUCUGGGCACAAGAGCCCAAGCUUGGACGAGAACCUGAAGUCUGCAAUGCUGCUUGGCCUGCCUGUAGCUGGCACUGGCCCCAUGUGGACCAAACACCGGGACACUUCACAGGCUACCACACCAGUCACACCAACAGGCGAUGCCCCCUGGUUCUACGAAUCACUGACUAGCACAGGGGGUGGGUCAGCACCAGUACAUUUUGCUCCACUUGGCUGCAGUGCACUCCCAGGGCCGUGUGAGACUGUCCGGUUACGUCAGAAGGCAGGAGAGGUACGAGAGUCCCGGGCAAGCUGGCAUGAAGAUACAGCUGGCUCUGCAUCUGGUACUGACAAACAGUUCAAACGACGUAGUUGUCAAAUGGAGUUUGAAGAUGGAAUCUCAGAUACACGGUCAAGGGAGGAGCUUGGCAAGAUUGGUAAGCAGUCCAGCUUCUCAGGCAGUAUGGAGAUCAUCGAAGUGUCCUGACAGAUGCACUGCACCAUGGGACUGGUGGGAAUAGAGGUGGGCAGGUGCCACUGAGGGACAGAACGCCAGUGGCUGACUGAUUCCUGACUUUAGGAGCAUUUUGUUUUAGUGUGUAGGACUAUGAGAAAUCGAUUAUGGAUUUUUGUGUUUGUGAGACUCUGAGCCAGUUGAGCUGGAUGUGGGCAGACUUUAUGCUGCCUCUGCUGUUUAUAAGCCAUCACUAUCCCAGAACAAUUUGCAAGGGAUAAGGACAGAACUGUUGUAUUUGAUUGCAGAAUCCAACUCUCAGUGUACAUGACAUUUUUCGUCUCCAAGAAAAAGCUUUACCAGCCUCACAGUGUAUUGAGAUUAAAGCAUGGCUCAGUGUCCUCUGGUCACACUUGCAUCUGGUAUUACUCUCAUACAGACUCUGUGGACUCGUACAUCCACAGUUCAAGGGGCCUCGACCGAUACUUGAAGCCCUGGUGUAGACUUGUGCUGAACAGAUGAAGGCUUCUUUGUGCACUGCUUUUGUUCCCCCCUGCUCCUGUAUGCCAGUAAAUAAUCCUGGAGGAGGAUGCAGGAAUGUUAUGGAAAAAAAAAAGCAUUGUGGAAGUUUUCCUGCAGUGCCUACUGUUUUUUCUCCUCUGUGUUUGUUCUUUACCUUUUCCCUGAUUUCAGCCCCCACACACUGUAAAACGGGUGGGCACGAAAGGAACUACCACCCAUCUUUCUCACACUGAGCAUGCUGCCGUAUACAAGGCUGCUGGUUUCCCUACAGAUGAAUAUUAUACAUGCCAUGCAUAGCUCUCUUUAUGGACAUUUUACAUUUUUUGGUUCUCAAUUAUAGUUUUAAUUUAUUAUGUUCAUUCUGGUAAUGAGAAAUAAUAUAAUGAUUGUGGAUCCUCUUUUUGGUGUUGACCUCAGUUUUUGACUACAAGGUAUUUAUGAACUCAUUCACAAAACUGAUACACAACUCGAAGCAAUAUAUGCUAUUUUCUUCAUCUUUUGUCUUUAUUUUCAACUGUAAGGGAGAGUGAUUUGUUAAAAUGAAUUUAUCUGGUAUUUUGUAAUGUAAGUUUUUUUUUUCCUUUCUUUAAGAAAGGGAUCAUGAAACAUCUCGUCGUAAGGGUACCACAAAUCUUUUACAAACCCUGGUGCAUUACACUACACCUGUCCUGAAUUUUCACAUGCUGGGACUGUUUCUGUUUAGUACCUGUCCAACUUUUUAGCUCUGAAAUAAAAUAUGCCUCUAAGCAUGUAUAAUCUAAAAUAAUAAGAAAUGAUCCAUAUGAUAUCCUGGCUUCAUCAUUUUAAGGAUUUGAGCUUUUUAUCUAUAAGCACAUACAUGAAAAUGUUGAGAGACUCUAAAAUGAUUAAUGUUUGUCCCCUUUUUUAAUUAAUAUUUAUAUUAUUUAUUGUGAGCUUGGGCCUGUUUAUGGAUGAAGUGUGAGUGACUAAUGACAGUGGACCAUUUUCAACCCAAACCAUCAAACAGAUGAGUAUUUUUGAAUGACAUCAAACUUGUUCCCUUCACUCUUUGAUCUGCAGGUGAUAUUAAAUUUAACUUGGAUUAAUUAGCUCAAUUCAUUAGCUGUACCUACCAGUCAUAUAGUCUCCAUUACGCAUAUCUCUACUUUUAGAAAGGUCUGUGUUAGGUUAAAUGGAGGCAAAAUUGAUGUGGUGUGGUAGAAUGAUGGCACAUGAUGCUCUAGUUCAGCUCAGGGGAAGUGCACACAAGUCCCAUCUCUGAGCUCUGGGUACCUGCACAACUCUCAUCCCCUCACGUUUUCUCUUAUUUGCUCUGUGUUUCUCGCUCUUUUUCACACACACAUGCAAUUUUUCUAUGUAAUUAACGCUUUCUCUUUUUUCGUAUAUGUUCCAAAGGUUUAAGGAAAUCCCACUGAAAGGGUCUCUCAUGUCUGGACAUGUGCGUGGUGUUGCCCCUUUGCUGUGGGAUGAUUUGGUUAUUUAUUUAUGGAUGUAUUCUCUGUUGGCUACUCUUUUUGUUUGGCAAAUCCUUGUCCUUGUGCUGCUGUUUGUUCCUUUUCUUUCCUUGUGUGACACAUUACCUGUAUUUCCUUUUACUUCAUCACCUCUAUUUUUAAACAUAUUGUUAUCAUUAUUUAAGACAUGUAAUGAAAAGAUGCAGGCUGUCCUUUUUGCUGAAACUGUUUAAUUGUUGGCAACAUUUAUUAUUAUUAUUAUUAUUAUUAUUAUUAUUAUGUUGUGUAAAUAGCAAUGUAUCUAGAAAAAUAAUUGAAAUAGGGAACUUUUUCAGAGAAAAUCCUAAUACCUUAGGCUGCUUGACGCAAAAUACCUCAGGUUCUAUUCAAUGGCUUUUUCCUCCCCUGUACCUGUUUUGUGAAGAUGAAACAAAAAAUACAAACAUCAUAAAAUAUGAGAUGGUGUGAGUGCAUCCUUUAUCCAUUACAUUACAUUAGACAUUUAGCAGACGCGCUUAUCCAGAACAACAUACAGUGCUCAGCGUAAAUGAGUACACCCCCUUUGAAAAGUAACAUUUUAAACAAUAUCUCAAUGAACACGAACAAUUUCCAAAAUGUUCACAAGACAAAGCUUAAUAUAACAUCUGUUUAACUUAUAACGGGAAAAAGUAAGGUUAAUAAUAUAACUUAGAUUACAGAUUUUUCAGUUUACUCAAAUUAGGGUGGUGCAAAAAUGAGUACAUAGGUGUUCGAUUGGGUUCAGAUCAGGAGACAUACAGUACUUGGCCACUGAAUCACUUUCACCCUGUUGUUCUUCAGAAAUCCAACAGUGGCCUUAGAUGCGUGUUUAGUCAUGUUGUAAAAGUGCACGACGACCAAGGGCACGGAGUGACGGUAGCAUCUUCUCUUUCAGUUUAGAGCAAUACAUCUGUGAAUUCAUGAUGCCAUCAAUGAAAUGCAGCUCCCCGACACCAGCAGCACUCAUGCAGCCCCACAUAAGGACACUGCCACCACCAUGUUUCACUGUAGGCACCAUGCAUUUUUCUUUGUAUUCCUCACCUUUGCGACACCAUACAGUUUUGAAGCCAUCAGUUCCAAAAACAUUUAUCUUGGUCUCAUCACUCCAGAGUAUAGAGUCCCAGUAGUCUUCAUCUUUGUCAACAUGGGCCCUGGCAAACUCGAGGCGGGCUUUUUUUGUGCCUGGGCUUUAGGAGAGGCUUCUUUCGUGGACGGCAUCCAUGCAUGACAUUCCUCUGCAGCGUACGCCGUAUUGUGUCACGGGAAAUAGCCACCCAGUUUAGCUUUCUAGUUCUUUAGAUAACUGCAGUGAACUUGCAUGCUGAUUUUCUUCAACCCUUCUCAUCAGAAGACGCUUCUCUUGAGGUGUUAACUUCCGUGGACGACCUGGAC
Molecule: messenger RNA, 5482 nt
Organism: Neoarius graeffei (lesser salmon catfish)
Lineage: Eukaryota; Metazoa; Chordata; Actinopteri; Siluriformes; Ariidae
Gene: dusp8a
Product: dual specificity phosphatase 8a
Exons: 7
Coding region: 270-2147 (625 amino acids)
Biological process (GO): negative regulation of MAPK cascade; protein dephosphorylation
Cellular component (GO): cytoplasm
Molecular function (GO): MAP kinase tyrosine/serine/threonine phosphatase activity; protein tyrosine/threonine phosphatase activity
Source: RefSeq, a predicted model, not a curated record